CUCCUGCUGUGCUCUGCCUACCCGUGUCUUCCUCAUCCUCCCGUGUCUUCCUCAUCCUCCCGUGUCUUCUCAACGGGUGAGUGCUUGGGAAGAAGAGACAUGUGAGCCCUCCUCCCUGCACGGAGGGCUCCGGGCUAGCACCGAGGGGGUGGGGAAGAGAUGCAGCAUUUGCAUUUUCUCCCUUGGCUGUUAGCGCUGGCCCGUCUCCUUGCGCUGGUUAUUUUGGCAAAACCAGCCUCGGGGCUGCCCGGAGGCUCCUGGAUGCCACCCGUCCUCACGCUGCUCUAGGUCUUUUGCAGCAGCUCCUGGAAAAAAAUGCUUCAGAGGCUUAAAAGGGAGAGAUCUUUGGAUGGCUUUCAACUGCACUGUAGAUGCUGGGAAAAAUCAGUAUUUUAAAGAGAAAUCUCGGUAGCAGAUGGUGAUGGCAUUCAUCCAGGAGUGCUUCCUCCUUCUUCCCUUUGAAGGCAUGGAUUUUUCUAGUUCUCAGAUACGGAAGAACUGUCGCUGCCCUGCAUGUUCGUGUUGGCUAACUUCCUGGCAGUUCUUUCCUUGGUUUGGCUUGGAUAUUGGAGGGACCUUGGUCAAACUUGUUUAUUUUGAACCAAAGGACAUCACUGCUGAAGAGGAGGAGGAGGAAGUGGAAAAUCUCAAAAGCAUCCGCAAAUACCUGACAUCAAAUGUAGCCUAUGGAUCUACAGGCAUUCGGGACGUGCACCUUGAACUAAAGGACCUUACCCUGUGUGGACGUAAAGGCAAUCUGCACUUUAUACGCUUUCCUACUCAUGACAUGCCUGCUUUUAUUCAAAUGGGAAGCGAAAAACACUUCUCAAGCCUCCAUACUACCUUAUGUGCCACGGGAGGUGGAGCGUACAAAUUUGAGCAGGACUUUCGCACAAUGGGUGACCUUGAGCUUUGUAAGCUAGAUGAACUCGAUUGCCUUAUUAAAGGAGUUUUGUACAUUGAUUCCGUGGGAUUCAAUGGACAUUCAGAGUGCUACUAUUUUGAAAACCCGACGGAUGCUGAAAGAUGUCAGAAGCUCCCAUUCAACUUGGAGAAUCCGUAUCCUCUCCUCUUGGUGAACAUUGGCUCAGGGGUCAGCAUUUUGGCUGUGUAUUCAAAAGAAAACUACAAACGGGUAACGGGCACCAGCCUUGGAGGGGGAACCUUUUUUGGUCUCUGCUGCCUUCUUACUGGUUGCUCCACCUUUGAAGAGGCCCUAGAGAUGGCAUCCCAUGGAGACAGUACCAAAGUGGACAAACUAGUGCGGGACAUUUACGGAGGAGACUACGAGCGGUUCGGAUUGCCCGGCUGGGCUGUAGCAUCCAGCUUUGGAAACAUGAUGAGCAAGGAGAAGCGGGAAUCUGUCAGCAAAGAGGACCUCGCGAAGGCCACUUUAAUAACCAUCACUAACAACAUCGGCUCCAUAGCACGGAUGUGUGCGCUUAACGAGAACAUUAACCGAGUGGUGUUCGUUGGCAAUUUCCUUCGGAUCAAUACAAUCUCGAUGAGGCUUCUGGCAUACGCUUUGGACUACUGGUCAAAGGGACAGUUAAAAGCACUUUUUUUGGAACAUGAGGGUUAUUUUGGUGCAGUUGGUGCCCUUCUGGAACUCCUGGAUUCAGCCUGACUCCCUGCAGUUCCUGUACAUCAGAUCUACAAAGCUGGGGCGCUUCCUGGGUCGGUCCCUGAGCUCACGUUUUGCUUUAAAACACCCGUUCCCUGGCUGCUAAAUCGAUUGUGGGUGACCUAGUCAGAAGAGGAAAGGAAGAUCCCUUUUGAGUGCUGAAUGCCUACCCAGUUCACAGUUUAUAAAGUUCAGCUGCAGCAUUUUACGUUCCGCAAAUGAAAGGCAUCGCGCUUGCAUUGUGCUGUUAAAUGGUCUGUAAAGGGGAAAGAGCAGUCGCAGCCCUGGCACGUGAAAACCACAGGGACCACUUCUGUUUCCUCCGAGCCCACGCAGUGGCCUCUCAGACACCCUCGGGCUCCCAGUGAGGCUUUAUUCCUGUUACCACCGUUUCUUACCUGUGUGUGCUAGAGACGCAAGGUAAGGCACAAGCCCUGUGGCUCGGGCUGAUUCCGAUUUCAGCCUGUCCAGCUUCUGGACAGACCACGGUGCCCUUUGGUGUGUGCUGGCACGGCGCUGGGAGCGUGUCAGCCUCUGACCUCGAGAUCUGCUAAAAGCAAAUUUGAGGAUGAAACAGCGUGGGUUUGUGUUUUUGCUCUGUUACAAAACUUGGCUGUGUAUCACUAUACCAAAGAGAGAAUUUUUUUUUCUCAGUCGUGCACUUGGGCUCUUCUCUGUUAUGUUCGGUUUUAUGUUUAUCAGUUGCUAAACUGCUGUAGUUUCCGGGGGAAACCUCUCCCUCCCACGUGCAUGCUGUACUCCUCUCUGUUUUCUCUGUGCAUGCCGUCUCGCACGCAGCCCUCGAACCGGGUGGCUGCAGUUUGGAACCCCUAAAGACGGGGUGGGUGUAACACCGCGCGUUCCAAACGCUCUCUGGAAACGACAGAGGUGCUGGGAGUGCCCCAAAAGCCAAAGCAGCGUGCAGGCGGGUUGUGAUCGGAGCGUCCCUGCUCGUGUCUCUGCUUCGCCCUGCUCUUUGCAGAAAUUCAUCCCCGGGCUCGGAUCUGGCGUUACGAGAUGAAGAUCUUUAGUGACAAAGGUGUUUGCGUUCUCUUGGCCGUGCUGCUUCCUAAAAAGGGAAGAAACUACAAAUUCAGAAGACGUCCUCUUUGCUAGCUUAGAUCCUGUGUGAUAUUCCCCUUAAAGCCUGUUCUGUCAGCUCCGGUGGGGAAGUGUUCCAGGCGGCAGACUCAGCAUAAAACAUUUUCCAGUUCCUCGUGGGCCUGGAACUUCCUGAAUGCAUCCAGUGAUUUAGUAACCACAAAAAAAAAAAAAAAAAAGGGAAAAAAGAAAGUAGUGUUCAGGUGAAAGGUAAUCCUGGCUGCCUGCAGGAGAGGAUGCCUGUGCUGUCGGCCGUGUCCCGCUCUGCAGUCAAUAUAACCUGGUGCUGUGAGACGUGAGGGGCUUGGGCAGGAUAAUAGAGAAUCACAGACCAGUUUGGGUGGGAAGGGACCUUAAAUAUCAUCCAGUGCCACCCCCCUGCCCCGGGCAGCGCCCCCUGCCCCCAGCCCAGGGGGCUCCCAGCCCCGUCCAACCUGGCCUGGAACCCUUCCAGGGAGGGGGCACCCACAGCUGCGCUGGGCAAAUUGCAUCUGAGACCUCAUUCAUUCUUCGUUUCUUGUGAAAUCUCAGAAACGAUAUCCCAAGUAGGUGUAUUAAAAACCACUCCACUUCCAAAUUGCUGGUUGUAGGUUUUCUAGGCUUGACUUAACCAUUUCUCUACCCUGUGAAAUGUGAUAAACAGCACGUACCCGGCUGCCGUUUCAGCCACCUCACCCCCCUCACAGUCAAUACUCAGGCCCUGGUUUGACUCGUGAAAAAAGAACAGAAAAACACUUUGGCUUUUUGAAAUGCCCUUGUGCCCAGGACCCGCUUAGCUCCCUGCUGCCAUGCGCUGUGCUAGUGUGGGUUUACCACAUUUAAAUAGUCCCCAGGGGUUUUCUACAGACCACGCCGGUGAGGGGGGGGUAUAACCCUCCUCUGAAUCCUUGUAAUACACAGAAGAAGGGCUGGGUUGUUUUUUUUUGUUUUGUUUUUUUCUUUUUUUCUUUUAUAGCAGUAACCUUUGGGAGCUAAAGACUGCGAGAAGGAAGAAGCUACCUGGAAAUUAUUUUCUUACGCAGAGGGAACCUCUGGAGAGCUGAGGAACCUCGGCAAAGAGCCACUGGUGGCCUGCAGUGUUUGUUCCGCCCACUUGCGCGUGUAACUCCUUUUUUCUGUGGAUUUUGAGUAGAACCUGUGUGGUCUGACAUCCCGCACCAAAGUCCUUGAUGUAUUGUGUGUGUUGGUUUUUUUUUUUUUUUUUGUAAAUUGUUGUGUGUGUGUUUUGUUUUUUUCUUGUAAUAAAACAUUACAGUUAUUUUUAUAUACUUGAAACUCUUGUUUGCUUCUUGGCUCGUUGUAGCUACAGAGCACAGGGCUGAGCGUUGAUCCGCACGGGCACCAGGAACAUCCUGGUGAAAUGGGUGUAAAUGAACCUUCCAGUUGAUUUUUAGCAGUUGAUUAAAAAUAAACGUAGUGAUCCUUGAUUACUCUUUA
This is a messenger RNA of Tyto alba (common barn owl), 4162 nucleotides long. RefSeq names its product pantothenate kinase 2 (gene PANK2). NCBI's taxonomy places the organism in Eukaryota, Metazoa, Chordata, Aves, Strigiformes, Tytonidae. Gene Ontology annotation, biological process: coenzyme A biosynthetic process. Gene Ontology annotation, cellular component: nucleus; cytosol. Gene Ontology annotation, molecular function: ATP binding; pantothenate kinase activity. The record is from RefSeq and is a predicted model, not a curated record. Bases 416 to 1627 code for a protein of 403 amino acids. The transcript is spliced from 7 exons.